CCGGAAUUACUGAUAGGACAGGAUAAUUAUCAUCUUUUGCAACCUAUGCAGGUCAUUAAGGGUAAGGUUAAUGAACCGUAUGCUACACUCACACCGCUGGGGUGGUGCCUCCACGGCUGCGUGCCACACUCACCCGCUGGGGCCGCCUGCCACUCCUCACUGCUCGUCUGCUGCCGGGAACCGGAGGAAGACUCGGAGUGCCAGCGCAUCCUGCGUGACAUGCACGACGAGGUGCGACGCUCCUUCACCAUCGAGUCCAUGGGUGUCUCGCAGAAACCGCGGCAAAACUCGCUGGACGUUCAAGCAGUGAACCAUCUGGACCGAAAUUCUGUGUUGCUGAACGGAAGGUGGUACGUCGGCUUACCGUGGAAAACAGCUGAUGCUAACCUGCCUAACUCGAAACCUAACGCUAUGAAACGUCUGGAGAACGUGGAGAAGAAGAUGAAGGCCAACGAAGGUUUUUCCCUCAGGUACAGGGAACGGGUGCAACACCUACUGGACAAUGACUUCGCCGAGGAGCUGACGUGUACACGUACUUCGCCUAGAAUUUGGUACCUACCUCACUUCGGGGUCGACAACCCGAAUAAAAAAAAACUGAGAUUAGUAUACGACGCCGCCGCUAAAACUGAUGGAUUUUGUCUCAAUGACUAUCUACUAACGGGUCCUGACCUACUUAUGUCGCUGUAUGGAAUUAUGUUACGCUUCAGGGAAAAAAGAAUAGCCGUGACAGGAGACAUAAAGGACAUGUUUCUUAGGAUUAAAAUUAAUCCUGAGGAUCAAGAUGCAUUGAGAUUUCUAUGGCGCGACCAACCGGAAGUACCUGUGAAAACCUACGUGAUGACGUCACUAAUAUUUGGCGCCAGCUGUUCACCAUUCAUCGCACAGUAUGUGAAGAAUAAAAAUGCACUCAGGUACGAGUCUUCGAUGCCGGCCGCCGUCCACGCGAUAUGUAAACAACACUACGCAGAUGACUAUAUAGAUAGUAUAGACGACGAAAAUACCGCUAUACAGCUUGUGAAGGAUAUUGUUUACAUUCACAGUCAGGGUGGUUUCGAGAUAAGAAAUUGGACAAGCAACUGCUCAGCUGUUUUGGAUGGGUUGCCUCAAGAAUCUCUGGGCAAUACAGCUGUUAAUUUGAAUAUGGACCAACAUAAUCAAGGUGAACGAACUCUUGGCCUUAUCUGGUAUCCGAAGAAUGACUGCCUUAGCUUCGACGUCUCGCUGAAGAAAAUUCCUGAAAAUAUAAGGGACGGUUCUAAGAAACCCACGAAAAGGGAAAUGCUGCGGGUUAUAAUGUCCAUCUUCGAUAUACUGGGGUUUCUUUCACCAUUUACGAUAAAAGGAAAGAUUAUGUUACAAUGUACCUGGAAAAAUGGAUUACAAUGGGAUGACGUCAUCACUGAUAGCAUUCAUGAAAAAUGGUCUGAAUGGAUAACUUUAUUACAGCGCGUGGGCUCAUUAAGCGUGCCCCGUUAUUAUCAAAUUCCAAUGGGUGCGAGCGAGAAAGAAGAUGUACUGAAUGUACUGAAUAACAUCGGGCCGGUCUCGCCUAGCAACAGUGACGCGCCGCCUCCAACUGGCUAUACAAACUUACAGCUACAUAUAUUUUGCGAUGCGACGACUCAAGCUAUGUGUGCUGUGGCUUACUGGCGCUGGGAAACUAAUGUUAUUCGAACAGCAUUCGUAUCGAGUAAAUGCAGGGUUGCUCCUGUGAAACACAUGUCGGUGCCGCGAUUGGAGCUACAGGCAGCACUUCUAGGAGCUCGGCUCGCUGAUAACAUUGAAAGGGAACACACAAUGAAGCCUAUCAAAAGGAUAUUUUGGAGCGAUUCUAGUACUGUUCUACACUGGAUAAAAAAUGAUGCAAGAAAUUAUAAGUCAUUUAUUGCACAUCGGUUAGGAGAGAUUGACGAACUCACGCACACCAGCGAAUGGAGAUAUGUACCUACGAGUGUGAAUGUCGCCGAUGUUGCUACGCGGGAAACUUGCGAGUUUUCGGUGUUCGAGAACGAGUGGUUUCAUGGCCCGGCGUUCCUUCUCGACGAUGAGUCAUCAUGGCCGCGGGGUAUACUUACUCCUCAAGUGAACGAGUUGGACCUGGAAUGCGUAACGGUUGUACAAACGAACCCGUUGGACACAAGAUUCGUUCCUGACCCGCUGAAAUUUUCAUCAUGGUUGCGGCUACUCAGAUCUACGAGUGUUAUGAUAUCAUUUAUUGAUAUAAAAAUUAAGAAACUCACCGGUGUCAUUAACGGAGAUAUGAUGAUAAGAGCUGAAAGGUUAUUAAUUAAAUAUGCGCAGAUGCAGAGCUUCCCCGAUGACCUGAAGGACCUGAAAAAGAUAAACACAUUAAGUAAAUUAAGUAAAUUACUUACCUUGUCACCUUACCUGGACGACUUCGGAAUCCUGCGUGUUGGAGGUCGCAUCGAAGCUGCGCGCGACGUGCCCGCAGACAUGAAGCACCCCGUCAUCCUCGAUGGCCGCCAUCACAUCGCUCGCCUUAUAGUAAAGCACUUACACAUCCGUGCUGCUCAUGGGAAUCAUGAAACUGUCGUCAACGAGCUGAAACAAAAAUACUGGGUGCUGAAAAUUCGACCAACUGUGAAGCGAGUAGCCAUGGAAUGUAUGGUCUGCAGAAUAAGAAAGGCUGAACCUAGACCACCUAGAAUGGGCGACUUACCGGAAGCACGCAUGGCCCACCAUCAACGCCCCUUCACCUUCUGUGGGCUUGACCUGUUCGGCCCAAUGGAAGUCACUGUGGGAAGAAGGAGGGAAAAAAGAUACGGCGUCCUCUUCACGUGUCUGACUGUGCGAGCCAUACACAUAGAACUGGUGGCUACACUGACCACAGACUCCUUAAUAAUGGCGCUACGCAGACAAGCCUGUCGUCGUGGGUGGGCACAGCAGCUGUUCUCAGACAACGGAACUAAUCUACGCGGCGCAGACACUGAACUGAGGAGAUCAAUACAGGACUUGGAUCAACAAGUUUUAAAGUCAGCUGCUAUCAACUACGGAACCACUUGGACAUUUAUUCCACCUACAAGCCCACACUGGGGUGGGGCGUGGGAGAGACUUAUUCGUUCAGUCAAGGUGUCACUAAAGAUAAUCCUGAGGGAACGCGCCCCUAGAGAAGAAGUCCUACUCACUCUGAUGGCCGAAGUGGAACAAAUUGUCAACAGUCGUCCGCUGACGCAUGUCAGUGUUGAGCCUGGAUCGAGCGAAGCGCUCACACCUAAUCAUUUUCUGCUGGGGUCAUCGUCGAACCUACCUGUCCUCGGAGAAUUCUGUGAAUCAGACCUGUACCUGCGAAAACAAUGGAGGAUUUCGCAACGGCUGGCAGAUAUGUACUGGUCUCGCUGGGUAAAAGAAUUUCUGCCGGAACUGAUACCUAGAAGAAAAUGGACGGAUGAAGUACCACCUAUAAAAGUUGGUGAUCUGGUGGUGAUAGUGGACGGGAACGCCCCGAGGAACAUGUGGCUGCGAGGCGUCGUGGAGGCGGUGCUGCCGGGCAAGGACGAGCGAGUGAGGGUGGUGGACGUGCGCACCCGCGCCGGGCUGGUGAGGCGCCCCGCGACCCGCGUCGCAACUAUACCUGUAGGUUAG
Molecule: messenger RNA, 3603 nt
Organism: Plutella xylostella (diamondback moth)
Lineage: Eukaryota; Metazoa; Arthropoda; Insecta; Lepidoptera; Plutellidae
Biological process (GO): DNA integration
Molecular function (GO): nucleic acid binding
Source: RefSeq, a predicted model, not a curated record